Hydra vulgaris (swiftwater hydra) is the source of this 2097-nucleotide messenger RNA. RefSeq lists its product as uncharacterized. The record is from RefSeq and is a predicted model, not a curated record. Gene Ontology annotation, molecular function: DNA binding. NCBI's taxonomy places the organism in Eukaryota, Metazoa, Cnidaria, Hydrozoa, Anthoathecata, Hydridae. Gene Ontology annotation, cellular component: nucleus.
CUAAGUCUAAGUAGUCUAGCUAAGUAAAAAAAUAAUUCUGAAAUUUUAUUAUAAUAAUAGUAGGCCUAUUUGUUUAGUUCUUACUGAAUCGUACUUAAAUUGCUGAUAUUAAAGUUGUUUUAUUUUAUUUUUUCAGAUUAUUAACUUUGAAAAAAAUGAGAAAUUAAAAAAGAAUAUCUGAACGCCAAACUUGGAAUGAAACCGAAAUGCAGCAGGCCGUACUGUCUGUGAUCAAUGGUGAUCAUGGGUAUAAAAAGGCAGCUGCAAUGUAUGGUGUGCCACAGACAACCCUCGAACGCAGAGUGGCUAAAUUUAAGAAAAAUCCUGAUAUUGAGGAUGCUUGCAAAAAGACGCUAGGCGCAUUCAAAACUAUCUUUACAUUGGAAGAGGAGGCAGAACUUGUUCAGUAUGUUCAGCAGAUGGAGAAAAUGCUUUUUAGCCUAACCUCCUAUGAGCUGAGAAAACUUGCCUUUGAACUAGCUGAAAAAAAUAAAAAGGCUCAUAAACUUAAUAAAGAGUUGGGGGUGGCCGGUUACGACUGGUAUCAGGGUUUUAUGUUGAGACAUGCCAAUUAUUUGUCACUGAGAAAGCCUGAAGCGACAUCUGAAGCAAGAGCAAUGGGCUUUAAUAAAGUAGCCGUUAAUAAAUUUUUCGAGCUUGUUGAGAAUGUCAUUGACAUAAAUAAAACUGAUGUUGAAAGAGUAUGGAACGUCGAUGAAACAGGAAUUUCUACUGUCCCUAAGUCGCUGUCAAAAGUUAUUUCCACAAAAGGAAAAGAGCAAGUUGGCUCUCUUACAUCUGCAGAAAGGGGUCAACUUGUUACAGCAGUAGUUUGCUGUUCAGCAAGUGGGAGAUACAUGCCACCUAUGUUAAUCUUUCCCCGUCAGCGCAUGAAGGCAGAGUUGAUGGAUGGAGAACCUCCUGGUGCUUGGGCAGAAUGCCACCCAAGUGGAUGGAUCCAGACUGAUUUAUUUAUAAAUUGGUUAAAGAAAUUUAUAUUACACACAGGAGCCACAAAAGAUUCACCAGUUCUUUUAAUAUUAGAUGGACAUGCGACACACACUAAAAGCAUAGAGCUUAUUGACAUUGCCAGAGAGAAUGGUGUCAUUCUCCUUUGUUUGCCUCCACACUGCACUCGCAAAAUGCAACCUCUUGACAUUUCGUUUAUGAAACCUCUGAGUACAUUUUAUGACCAUAAUUUAAGGAAAUGGUUAAGAACAAAUCCUGGGCGUGUGGUAACGCAAUUUCAAAUUGCAUCACUGUUUGGUGCGUCGUAUCUUGAUGCUGCUACCAUGACUAAUGCAAUCAAUGGAUUUAAAAAAGCAGGUAUUUGGCCAGUGGAUUGGUCAGUAUUUACGGAUGCUGAUUUCAUAGCAGCGGAAGUAACAGACAUGAGCAUUAUUACUGAGGAUACUGAAAGUUUUGUUACCACGGAUUCAGCCCUUCCACUGUCUCUGCUCCUGCCACUAAACCUUCAGAUAGCACAUCAACCACUGAACCUUCCACUUCAUUUACCGGUAGCACAUCCGCCACUGAACCUUCAACUUCAUGUAGGCCUAGCACAUCAACCACUGUACCUUCAAGCUUUGCAAUCUUGCCACGUCAUUUGCGGCCCAAUACAAAACAGGCCCAAAAAAAAACGUAUUUCUAAACAAAGAGGAAAAACAGCUAUUUUGACUUCUUCGCCUUAUAAAAGAUCAUUAAUGGAAGCCAAAGAAAAAAAGAAUCCAAAGAAAAACAAAUCUGUCAAAAAAUCAAAUGAAGACACACCAUGCCUCUAUUGUGAGGAUCUUUAUUCCAGCAGCACAGAGAGUUGGGUCUCAUGUACUGAGUGCCACAGAUGGGCCCAUUAUUCUUGUGCAGGCAUUGAUGAAAGAAACAAAAAACCUUACUUACUAAACCUUCAGGCGACCUAAUUUUUUUUAAAACACUCAUUGUGGUGAUUCACGAACUAUUGCAUCACUUGGUGGUAUUGCACAAGAACUUUCACAUGAUCAUAAACCUAAUGACGAAGGUCACAAAAAAGUGUUAUGUUUUGAGAAUAAAAAUAUUGUUUAGGACAUGAAAUGUUUUUUAAUAUUUUAAGUUCUAGUUCCA